Molecule: messenger RNA, 1752 nt
Organism: Hyaloscypha bicolor E
Lineage: Eukaryota; Fungi; Ascomycota; Leotiomycetes; Helotiales; Hyaloscyphaceae
Exons: 1
Coding region: 1-1752 (583 amino acids)
Biological process (GO): regulation of transcription by RNA polymerase II
Molecular function (GO): DNA-binding transcription factor activity, RNA polymerase II-specific; protein dimerization activity; RNA polymerase II cis-regulatory region sequence-specific DNA binding
Source: RefSeq, a predicted model, not a curated record
AUGGCUGGCACGGGUGCGUCCAGCCCAUUCAUCAAGGACGAACCCGAAGAUCAAUUCUUCUCGUCCCAUAACAACCAACGAUUCAUUGGAGGCGCCCAACAGGGCUUCAACAUACCGCAGCAACAUUUCAACCAAUUUGGCCCACACGGAGGAAGCAUCAAUCCAAGCGACCUCACGAUGGGUACGAAUGGCGUCGCCAUCCCGAAUGGUGGAUAUGGAUCUUCUUUCCAAAAUAACUUCAAUGCCCAGGCAUCAAAUCCUAGCGCAAGUUUUUCGAAGGGCAUCUCGACAUUUGGUGAUGACGAACUACUUGACAGCCUGGGAUCUUCAAAUCAAGCGGGAAUGCAGAGCAACGGCCAAGAGUUUGGCAUGGACUUCGAUUUCCCCCAGAACAUGUACAACGGCCAAAAUGGUGCUGCGGCGUUAUCGGUCGACCCAAAUCACAUAAAUGGGUUCUCGAACACUCCGGAUGGAGAUCCAAUCCAGAGCCCUUUUGUUCACAACUUUAACCACGCACAAUUUCGACAUAUGCAGCCUCAACACGCCUUCGGAAACUCUUUACACUCGCCCAAUUCCUAUACUGGUUCACCCGUUCCUGGAUCAGACACACGGGAUGCAAGCAAUUACGCAAAACAACGGCCACGGUUGUCCCAAGUAAUGCAAGGCAGAAAGAGCUCUAAUACCAGAAGCCCGUUGACCCCAAAGACUCCGGUCAUGUCAGCUCUUCAUAUUGGUUCUGCCGAACAUUCAAACUUCCCAACAGAGCCCAUUCGAACCUCACACAAUCACCGACAUCAGAAGACUCUGUCUGGUCAGUGGGACCAGACUCCAAGCAGUCUCAACUCUUUCGGCGGUUCGGAUUUCUCACCAAUUCAAGGCAUCCAUCCGAAUCCGGCAAUCUCUGAUAUCCUCAAAGGCACGUCAAUGCCAGCGAAGCUGAAUAACGGUCACCAAGCUGGCAGUGCUCCAGCGUUACAGUCUCAAGAAAUGAAGAGGAGAAGACGACGCGAGUCUCACAACUUGGUAGAACGUCGAAGACGCGAUAACAUCAACGAACGCAUCCAAGAAUUGAGUCACCUUGUUCCCAUGCACCGGCUGGAAGAUGAGAAAGUCCGCAAAGCACUGCAGAACAACUCGCCGUUGUCACCUACCCUCGCAGGACUGUCAGCACCACCCAGCGGUAUGAGCCCCCCUCAAGCUACAUCGGGGCUAGCUGGGCCAGGAGCACGAAGAGCCACUGCUGGCAAUAUCACCACAGGCAUCCCAAUUGAAGAAAAGGAUAAAGGCCCCAACAAAGGCGACAUUCUCAACGGUGCCGUGAGCUGGACUCGCGACUUGAUGUGGAUGCUUCAUCUUAAGCUUCAACAGCAAGAGGAUCUUGCAAACAUCAUUGCCGAAUUGGGCGGAACCUUCCCAUUUGAAGAGACCGAGGAUGAGAAGCGAAUGCACACCGAGCUGAUGGAUGCUAUGUUGAAGAAUGAUGGGGCAAAAUUCCACUAUUCACGCGCUCCCGGAAGCGGUCUUCGAGUUCCAAAGCACACCGAUGUCAAGGGGGAUGCUAUCGGUAGUUCAGCUCAAGGAGGUCAACUCGACACAUCGUUGAGCCCCGACAAUCACAGUACUGGUGAUGCUGGCAAUGCAGGCAUGGGUGGUCCAGGCCAGUAUUGGAGUGGACACAACAGUGGUGGCAGUGGCGCAGGCUCGAUAAGCUUCAAGGAAGAAGACGAGUAUGGAAUGGAUCUUACUCAAUAA